CAGUUUUACUAUGUUCUGACCGUAAUCUACGCCCCGAUGGUCCUCACCGUCAAGAUAACCCUGCUCUCCAUCCUAGCGCGCAUCUUCACCAUCCGCCACGUGCACGUCAUCAGCGUGUACUCGGUGCUGGUGGUGACGGUGAUCUACUACACGAUCAUCUUCUUCAUCAAGGUCUUCAUCUGCCUGCCGGUCUCGUACUUCUGGACCCACUACGACGAGGAAGCGCAGUGCCUAAAUAAAACGGCCGUGAUCCUCGCCGACGCGGUGAUGAGCAUCGCCACGGAUCUGGCCAUCAUGCUGCUCCCGGCCUUCCUGACCAUCACGCUGCACCUCUCGCACGUCAAGAAGCUCAAGGUCUCGCUGAUGAUGGGCUGCGGCGGGCUGGCGAUCGGGUUCAGCAUCUACCGCCUCGUGCUGGUCAUCCACGAGGAGGAUAACCUGGAGUCAACCAUCGUAUACUUGAAGAUCUUACUGUCGGGUAAUGCGGAAGGCGGAUUCGCCCUCAUCUGCUCGUGUAUCCCCGCGAUCCAUAUCCUGAUCACUCGA
Messenger RNA from Aspergillus brunneoviolaceus CBS 621.78, 546 nucleotides. RefSeq lists its product as uncharacterized. NCBI's taxonomy places the organism in Eukaryota, Fungi, Ascomycota, Eurotiomycetes, Eurotiales, Aspergillaceae. The annotation marks the transcript as partial. The transcript has 2 exons. The record is from RefSeq and is a predicted model, not a curated record.